Molecule: messenger RNA, 896 nt
Organism: Eruca vesicaria subsp. sativa (arugula)
Lineage: Eukaryota; Viridiplantae; Streptophyta; Magnoliopsida; Brassicales; Brassicaceae
Source: the annotation of a GenBank genome assembly
ACCAUCUGGAAAAAAAAAACUGUGGGUGAAGUGAGAAGCGAUUUCGAGAGUUGGAUUAUCAGAGUAAAUCCUUGUCUUUCGUUGUUGAUUUAUGGAUGUAAUCGACUAGAAUUUCAAUUUAGGGAUCUUGCAUGAUGUUUUUCUCGGGAUUUAGGGUUCGGGGAUGUGUAUUCAAAACGAUUUGGGGAUUUUUUUGAUUUGGGGUUUUUUCGAUUUGGGUCUUUCAAUCGAUUCGAGUUUGAUUUGGUUAGUACUUUAUGGUUAGUGACGAGUUUUGUUCUUGUUCCUCUGCAUCUACGGUCUAACCAUCUGCAAAAUCAACGACGACAAGAACGUCCUCAGCUAUACUUCUCCAGACAUCUAAAGAAUGUCUUUCUGCACCAAACUCGGAGCUUUACAGAAAAAAAUGUUCCAAUGAUAUCAAUGCUCUGCUUCAUGUCCACAAAAAUUUUCAUUGGUGGUCUAUCACCUGGAACUGAUGAACAGUCCUUGAAGGAUGCUUUCUCUACCUUCAACGGUGUUACAGAGGAGAGCUAUAGAAGAUGAGAAGAAAGACAGUAAGGUAGUGAGCCGAUCUGUAUGGAAAGAUCCGUUCGUUGAUGCUUUCUUGAUGAAGAAGAAAAACGCAGCUUUGAACAAGAAGAUAUGGUGGUCAAGGAGAUCGACAAUUCUGCCAAAGUAUGUUGAUUCCUCGGUGAGAAUCUACAAUGGUAAAAAACUCAUGUGCGUUGUAAGAUCACUGAGGGGAAAGUUUGUCUUUACAAGAAAAGGAAAUGGAGAGAGCUUCAUUGGUAACAAGUAUGUGUUAUGAUAUUUGGUUUUUAUUUUUGGCAAUUGUAUUAUUGACUAACAUGUUUAAUAAUUAAAAAAAAAUCCUAAGGACUCCUAAAUGGAAU